Messenger RNA from Gasterosteus aculeatus aculeatus (three-spined stickleback), 2158 nucleotides. RefSeq names its product transcription factor A, mitochondrial (gene tfam). The record is from RefSeq and is a predicted model, not a curated record. Gene Ontology annotation, biological process: regulation of transcription by RNA polymerase II. Lineage: Eukaryota; Metazoa; Chordata; Actinopteri; Perciformes; Gasterosteidae.
CCGGGGGACGCUGAAGGCGCCUUUUGCAGCCCAUACAUGUCAACAAGGAGGAGGGGAGAAAGCAAGAGGCUCCGCUUCUAUUAAAUACAUUUAUUGCGCAAAUAUAUAUAUAUAACGCUGGAUUUGUGAGACAAUACGUUUCUUUCAUUCUCUGUUCAACGACCUGUAACGUGUAUUUCUAUCGACAUGGCUCCGUUCAGCCUGGUGACAGCCAGCGUUAGCUGGUUGGCUAAGUCCUUCGGUGUUUUCUCCAGCACAAGGUGUACCAGUGUUCUCCCAGCUGCAUGCCUCCACCCAGUUAGAUGCCUGACCUCUCAGGCCAGCGCACCCCCAAAGAAACCUCUGAAUGGAUACCUGAGAUUUAUCAUGCAACAGAAGCCGGUCCUGACCAGACACAAUCCAGAAAUCAAAUCUGUGGAUAUCGUCAGGAAAAUUGCCCAGCAGUGGAGAACUCUGAGCGCUGAACAAAAACAGCCUUUUGAGGAAGCCUCUUUGCGGGCAAGGGAGCAGUUUAAGGUGGACCUCCAGCGCUACAAUGCCCAGCUGACCCCAACACAGAUCCAGCAACAAGCCCUGGAGAAGAGACAGAGGAUGGCCAAGAGGAAGGCCCUCCGCAAGAAGAGGGAGUUGACUAACCUCGGGAAGCCCAAGCGUCCUCGCUCUUCAUUCAACAUUUACAUGUCGGAGCACUUUGAGGAGGCCAGAGGAGCCACCACACCGGCAAAGAUGAAGUCGCUGAUGGAGGACUGGAGGAAUCUGUUGAUUCAUCAGAAACAGGUUUAUGCACAGCUGGCAGAGGAUGACAAAAUUCGCUAUAAAAAUGAGAUGAAGUCGUGGGAGGAUCACAUGAUGGAGAUUGGACGAGAAGACCUCAUCCGAGAGCAGACCCUUUCCAACAAGAAAAGAACUGCUGCAAAGACGGCUAAAGCUAAAGUAGUAAAGAAGGCAGCUGCCACAGGGAAGUCAAAAACAACCAGGAAGACCGCAAAGAGUAGCUCUGUGAAAACAGUUAGGACUAUUAGGAAGAUAUAAGAGGUGUUUAUCUCACCAAAGGGAAAAAUUUGUGACAGCUGAAGCAUAAGUUGUGAUGAGGCUCGGUUUCACCCAACUUCAAACUCACAAGCUUCCCAGUUGGCAUGAAUGCUUGUAGGUAGAACAAGAAAACAACCAUUACAGCAUCUUUAAAUCCUUGUCACAUGUGUUCAGUAAAAAGUACACCAAAUAAACCUUGAUUCCAGGAUCUUUACUAGCAUCCAAAUGAUGUAUGAGUGAGAUUGAGAGUGGAGGAAGUAAAGUGAGGAGUCACACUGUUUAUACAUUACUGUUUUAACGCUAUGACGCUUAAGUAGUAUGAAGCUUACUGGUGCACUCCCAAAAUAAACUUCAUUUUCUUCAUUUUGCUAUUUCAUAAAACAUUGUUAUUCUUCAACCAACCAUCGGUUAGGUAAUGUCUAAACACAUACUAUGUGGCCAUAUCAGGGCCCGCCGCUACGGAAGGCAUACACCUUUAGAAGUACCCAACUGAUUUAUUGUAUACGAAGAGGCUCAGCAAGCAUUGCAAUUUGUCGGUGUACUAGUAGUGAAGUCAGAAGCAAAACAGGCCAUCCAAUAAUUGUAAGGAACCUGAGCGAGUGCAUGACAUCACAUAAACAUAAACCUGUGAAGUGCAGACGAGACCCUGGCUCCCAUUGGUGCUCCCAUUUGUUUGUCUUGCAGCUUUUUGUGUGGCAUUACCUCACAGUCACAACCUCAAACUGUGAAAUACUACUUUGUGUCAUUUACGGCACGAGUAACAUCUGAAUGACUCAUUUGUUUUUAAGUUCCAAAUUCUCCAUUUUUCAUAUGAUUGUUCACAUAUCACAUGUUCUUGUUUUGUUAACGUCUGGUGAUACUAUGUUUCUUCCCACUGCUCGUUCAUCCAAUUGAUUAAAUGGCAUACCUUCCUUUAUACUCAUCAGCCAAUGUGUUAUUAAUCCUGUCCAGUCCACUAUUUUCCUAGUCCUCAUUUUUGUAAUGAACACACCUGUAGAUUAAGAACAACCAACUGUGACUAUUAACGGUUGCUUUUGCUACCAGAAUGUAUGUAGAUCCACCAGUGUUUACUACACUGUGCACAUGUGCUGUGUAUUUACUGAAUAAAGAUGUACAUACACCUUUC